This is a messenger RNA of Symbiodinium necroappetens, 2121 nucleotides long. The record is from the annotation of a GenBank genome assembly. NCBI's taxonomy places the organism in Eukaryota, Dinophyceae, Suessiales, Symbiodiniaceae.
AUGGCAAGGGAGAGGCGCUCGAGUCUGCAGGACGAGCUGGCGAAGGAGGAGUUUGCUGAGGAGUUGGCUGCGGCUCCCGGGGAGGCGACAAAGCAUGUGUCCAUGGGCAUGUGCUUGCGCGUUAAGUCCAUGGUCGCUGAAGGGAUGCAGGAGCCGGACAUGUUAAGAGUCAUUGCUGACGAAGAGGGUCGGAACCUGCCUAUUCUGCCAGAGGGCGCUGCCGCACAGGUGGACAUUCAGGCCGCCGUUGCUCGUGCGCUGACAGUUUCGCCAGAUCAGCUGGGCGCCCGGGGAGUGGAGCUUCGCAUUCUCUCGAGUCGCAUGCCGGUGAAUGGCGCCCUGUCGGCCACCUUUCCGUCACCAUGCUCUUUCUGUGGUAGUGUGGCGAAGAAGGCCUCGGACCACUGCGUUAAGUGCUCGGCGUUGUUUCAACUUCUUGCUCACCUGAGUCUCGUUCGUGGUGGAUGGCAAGGGCCCGGUGCGCAGCGUGGUCCAUCUUUGAAGCAGUGGCAGGUUUCGGCGACGUACAAGCAGUUCAAGCCUGAGCUUACCCCGAUCGGGCGCUUCUUGAGCUUCAAGGGUCGCGGUGAGCAACAGGAGACUGGUGAGCCAUUGGCGGCAGUUGAGUCGCCGCCGACAAAGCAGCACCCUCGGUCUGCUGACUCAUAUGAACGUCUGGCGCAAAGCAGGGGCCCAGGUGGUGCGGUGGUCUCCUUGGCCGUUGAGGGCAGUGACUGGGUCGGCCGGGUUGCGCUGGCAAACUCAAACAACCUGUGCUACCUGAAUGCUGCUUUUCUCUCUCUCUUGCACUGUUCGGACUUCGUGAUCAGGACUGAGCACCGUGGAGUCCAGGCCUUGCGUCGGUCCCACUCUCGGGGCCUUCUUCUCACAUCGCAGCUGCAGAUUCGGUCCAUACUCGGGUCGUGGUCUUUCGAUGGUCCUCAGCAUGAUGUGGCGGAGUUUGCUGCUGUCCUUCUUCGGGGCCUGGGUUCCCUUCCGCUUCUCAUGCCUCCGCCAGCACAAGAGUGCAUGCUACAGGCGCGCAUUCCUUUCUUUGGCGAUGGGCUGCAAGUUGUCUGGUUGCGCUACAAGGUCCUUGCUGUGGCGGAGCACCACGGCACGGAUGAUGGCGUUGCAGCGGUUGUCACGCCAUUGGAUCGCGGACGCGCGGAGCUGUCCUAUUUGUUCUGGGCAGCGCGGGCUCAAGAGGGGGAGGAGAUGCCGGAUGCGAGCAUGCUCGAUGGCGAGCAGGAGUGGAACUUUUACACCAAGUACUGGCCCAGUGGGCCGGGCAUGCCGGAGGACAGGGACGUGGUAGUGGCGAUGGAAAAGGCUUUGCGGGCAAUGGUGGAUCGGAGCGUCCGGGGAGAUGAUCACGCCGAUGAUGGUGGCGACUGGUCCCUCCGCAAGGAGGUGCAGGACCUGAAGUAUGCGGUCUCCUUGAUGCAGGCCUUGAUCCUUCGCCAUGAGGACGCCUCCAUCUUGGCGCGCAUUGAAAGCAGCUUUUUGAUCCACUUGAAGCUGAACGUACCGGCGUCGGUGGUUCCCAUGCUCUUCACCUCGGCCGUUGCCUGGAGAAACAUCAAGGCGGAGGAGCCGCAGCGUUUGGACCGGCCGAUGCGCUGCGCGUUGCUGGUCUGUCUGUUCGCUGAGCUGAAGGAGCGCAUGACCAAGGUCGUUCAGGAGCCGGAGCGGAUGGAGGAAAUGGCAAAAAUGGGUUGGCUGGCCGUGGGCUCGCCCGUGGUGUGGCACUUCAUGCGCUGGGACGUGGCCAAGCAGCAGCAAGUUGUGGACACCUCGAACCCUCCUCUCAGCCAGGCGGAGAUUUUGGAGCUUAUUGGCCGCCUCAUUGUGUUUUUGAUCCCGUGGAAGUUUGCCACUGCGCGGUUUCAUCCAACGCGACCAAUGACCCAGGUGAUGACCGGCCAGAACCUCGUGUUCCUACUCCAAACGGGGCAACAUGGGGAGUCGUCGGCCGAAAUGCGAGAUGGGCUGCGACAGAUAUGCCAUAGCUCUGUUCUGCACCUGCUAGCCGCACAGCUCAAGGAGGACAAGCAUGCGCGCUCAGCGCUGGCGAACGCCAUCGCGGACUAUCUGACCAAGAACGCUGCCACCCGCUGA